This is a messenger RNA of Corticium candelabrum, 3027 nucleotides long. RefSeq lists its product as uncharacterized. The coding region runs from base 1 to 3027 and encodes 1008 amino acids. The transcript is spliced from 2 exons. Gene Ontology annotation, molecular function: nucleic acid binding; zinc ion binding. The record is from RefSeq and is a predicted model, not a curated record. NCBI's taxonomy places the organism in Eukaryota, Metazoa, Porifera, Homoscleromorpha, Homosclerophorida, Plakinidae.
AUGGCGACUUCAGGCAUUCACCCGCCUCCUCCUUUCCUUCCACACCCGGGGGAACCGGCGGUGCCAUGGAAGCAUUGGUUGUCCGCUUUUGACACCUACGUGGCAGCCGCGGCAAUCAAAGACGAAGCAGACAACAAGCCUCGACUACGCGCCCUUUUGACUCAUUGCUUAGGACUGGAAGGGCAGCGGAUACUUUCGACGGAGACAGAGACGGAAUCAUACGUUCAGUUACGUGAUGUGUGUGCGACGUUGUUCGGACCGAGACUCAAUUCUAUGGUCGAGAGAUUCAAAUUCCGACAAAAAAAGCAACAUCAAGGAGAGUCCGUGAAGCAAUAUGUGUUUGCUCUGAGACAGCUAGCAGCCACUUGCAAGUUUGGACCGUUGCAUGACGAAAUGAUUAGGGAUCAACUUAUAGAAAAGACGGUUUGUGGUAAAGUGAGAGACCGCUUGUUGGAAGAAGAUGAAGAUCUUACUCUAGACAAAGCAAUUGUACUGGCAUCACGGAUGGAAGAGGCGGCUAGGGAUUCAGCAGCUAUUGCGACAGUGUCAGGUAGCGUAAUGGAUGCAGUGCCAGGAGGUUUAACUAAUACAGCUUUGGGUCAAUUGGCACAGGAGUCACGUGGGAUUCGUCAAGUACAGACACGGCCAGGUAAAAGCGGCUGGAGUAGCAGAGGAGACGGCAAAUGUGGUAACUGUGGGUUCUCGGUUCACAAGGGUUCAACAUGCCCAGCAUCAACACAGACCUGUAGAAAAUGUGGGAGAAUAGGACACUACGCACGUUGCUGUAGGUCAAAGAAACAGUCACAGAUCCAGGAAGUUGAUUGUGGCAAUGAGCAAGGGGUAGAGUUGGAGACCGUUCGAAUCAAUGUUGUUGGUGGUCAGUCCAGUACACUCGAGUAUCGCCAAUGCGUUUGCGAGUUAGCUGGUGUCAGUUUGUCACUUGUUAUUGACUUGGGGGCGAAGGUGCUGUCAAAAAGGUCAUAUGAUCGAUGGUUUUCUUGGAGUAAGCUGGAACCAGCAAAUCGAAAGCUAGUUGGUUAUGCAGGAUCGCCAAUAAAGGUGUUGGGAAAGGCAAAGCUACCAGUCCGAUACCGGAGAUGUCAAUUAGCAGAGUUUCCAUUCUAUAUUACAGACAAGGGGACAGACAUACUAGGUCUCGACUUGUUUGAUGCCCUGGGAUUUCAAAUUUGUUGGGAUCCAGAAGAACUAGGCAGUCAUAGUGUACAAGCGGUUGACUUGCUCAACGAUGGAGUUACUAAGGGAGGUUGGAGUCGGAGAUGGCCUAGGGUGUUCAGUGGAUUGGGGAAAGCCAAUCACUUUGUUCAUUGCCCGUUAGUGAACACCACCGUACCACCGAUUAUGCAGCCACUUAGGAGAUUGCCACUGGCUCUACGAGAGAGGGUGGCAGAGGAGUUGGAUCGUUGGGAGAGUUUGGAUAUCAUUGAAAAAGUGGAUUCAUCCCCAUGGAUCUCAAAUUUAGUAGUUGUAUGGAAGAAAUCAUGGGCAAUUAGACUCUGCGUAGACCUUCGAAGAGCCAAUCAGGCAAUCAUACCUGGCAAGCAUCCACUUCCAACAAUGGAAGACAUAGCAGCAGAGUUUUAUGGAUCUACAGUAUUUUCGAAGCUGGACUUAAACCAGGGGUACUUGCAAAUACCUUUGGCAGAGGAAAGUCGCUUUAUUACAGCAUUUGUAACACAUAAGGGGACUUACCAGUUCAAGAGAAUGCCAUUCGGUUUGGCAUCCGCCCCAAGUGCCUUCCAGAAAGUCAUGGUUACGGUCGUAGCCGGAAUACCAGGAGUUGCUGUCUACAUGGACGAUAUUGUCGUUCAUGGGCCAGAUCGACCAAGUCACAAUAAGAGACUGAAUGAUGUGUUUCAACGACUACAACAUCACAAUUUGACACUAAAUGUGGACAAGUGCACUUUUGCAGUUAAGGAAAUAUCAUUUGUGGGACACAGUAUUUCGGCGAGUGGUAUUCGUCCUCUAACAUCUAACAUAGAAGCAGUUGAAAGACUGAAAGAACCGACAUCAGUGACAGAACUAAAUUCAUUCCUCGGUAUGACAAAUUACUACCUCCGGUUCGUGCAGGGCUAUGCUGAUAUCUCUUCUCCUUUGCGGUGCUUAUUACGGAAGGAUGCCCAUUGGGAAUGGUCCACUGAAUGUCAAACGGCAUUUGACAAAUUGAAACAGCUUGUCACAUCAGCACCAGUUCUUGCCCACUUUUCAUCCACAGCGGACACCUUUGUGUCGUGUGACGCUUCUGGAGUAGCUAUUGGGGCAGUAUUGUCUCAAAUACAAGAUGGACAGGAACGUCCUGUGGCAUAUGCGUCCCGUGCGUUGUCACCAGCAGAGCAGAAAUAUGCUGUGGGAGAACGGGAGGCAUUGGCCUGUGUGUGGGCGUGUGAGAAGUGGCAUGUAUUUUUGUUUGGACGACCGUUUGUACUUCGUACCGAUCACCAAGCCUUGGUAUCACUGCUAUCUGCGUCAGGAACAGGUCAAAGGCCAUUGCGAUUACACCGGUGGACAGAACGGCUGUACAAGUAUACAUUCCGCGUGGAAUAUCGACCUGGUCAUUCCAAUCAAGUUGCUGAUCUACUGUCGAGGUCACCAGCUCCAGCUGAGAAUUCAGCAUGGGACUCUGAUGAUGUGGAAGAAUGUAUAUUAUUGUUGAGCACAUGGAGCCCGGGGGUACCCUUGGAUGAAAUGGAAAGGGAGUCAGGUGCAGAUGCAGAAAUCCAAACGGUUUUAAGGUGCAUCCGGGAAGGAUGGCACGAUGUCAAAGGAGAGUUCCGUCCUUUUUGGAAUGUUCGACACGAGUUGGCACCUGUGGGUGGAAAGUCGAGUUGUCUGAUGAGAGGGAAUCGAAUAGUCGUACCAAGGUUGCUGCAGAAACGGGUGCUACAGCUAGCUCAUGAGGGUCACUUGGGGGUUGUUCGUAUGAAACAGAGAUGCCGAGAGUUUGCCUGGUGGCCUGGGAUUGACCGCCAAAUUGAGCAAAUGCGGUACCGUGGCAACGACUUCAGGUAG